AUGAACCGUUACAAACUCCCAGCAACAGUCAAUAUAGACCGUUACAAACUCCCAGCAACAGUCAAUAUAAACCGUUACAAACUCCCAGUAACAGUCAAUAUAAACAAACUCCCGAUAACAGUCAAUAUAAACCGUUACAAACUCCAAGCAACAGUCAAUAUAAACCGUUACAAACUCCCAGUAACAUUCAAUAUAGACCGUUACAAACUCCCAGGAACAGUCAAUCUUGACCGUUGCAAACUCCCAGCAACAGUCAAUAUAAACCGUUACAAACUCCCAGCAACAGUCAAUAUAAGCCGUUACAAACUCCCAGUAACAGUCAAAAGAAACAAACUCCCAGUAACAGUCAAUAUAAACAAACUCCCGGUAACAGUCAAUAUAAACCGUUACAAACUCCCAGCAACAGCCAAUAUAAACCGUUACAAACUCCCAGUAACAUUCAAUAUAAACUGUUACAAACUCCCAGCAACACUCAAUAUGAAGCAUUACAAAUUCCCAGCAACAGUCAGGAUACACAUUCCUAGUAACAGUCAAUAUAAACAAACUCCCAGCAACGGUCAAUAUAAACCAUUACAAACUCCCAGUAACAGUCAGUAUACACAAACUCCCAGUAACAGUCAAUAUAAACAAACUCCCAGUAAUGGUCAAUAUAAACAAACUCCCAGUAACAGUCAAUAUAAACAGACUCCCAGUAAUAGUUAA
This is a messenger RNA of Ostrea edulis (European flat oyster), 702 nucleotides long. RefSeq lists its product as uncharacterized. The record is from RefSeq and is a predicted model, not a curated record. The transcript has a single exon. Bases 1 to 702 code for a protein of 233 amino acids. NCBI's taxonomy places the organism in Eukaryota, Metazoa, Mollusca, Bivalvia, Ostreida, Ostreidae.